Messenger RNA from Seriola aureovittata, 6117 nucleotides. It is a transcript of the gene ptpn21, whose product is annotated as protein tyrosine phosphatase non-receptor type 21. The transcript has 20 exons. NCBI's taxonomy places the organism in Eukaryota, Metazoa, Chordata, Actinopteri, Carangiformes, Carangidae. The coding region runs from base 331 to 4053 and encodes 1240 amino acids. Gene Ontology annotation, cellular component: cytoskeleton. Gene Ontology annotation, biological process: protein dephosphorylation. Gene Ontology annotation, molecular function: protein tyrosine phosphatase activity. The record is from RefSeq and is a predicted model, not a curated record.
CCAGGAAGCGAAACACGCUUGGAACUUGAGUGAACUGUCGGACCAAGAGGCAUGGGGUGCAACGGUAGUUUUGAUCCAGAAACUAACUGCAGACAAAUCAGUUGUCUGUAAUUGCGAUAAACAUCAUCAAGUAGGAAUCUGUUGAACUUGAUGGCGGAAUCCCAAAAGACUGAAUCCUAGAUGGUCAACUAAUUUGCAUCUGAUGGCUAACGAUCAGUCUGUUGAUAACAAACCUCAUGACUUGUAAGGGUCACAAAAGUUUUGAGGACAGCCAGGAGGAUAAUCUCUCAGGACUUAAGUGAAGACCUCCCUCCUGAGGAAGUGUAAAACAUGCCCUUACCAUUUGGCUUAAAACUCAAAAGGACUAGAAGGUAUACUGUUUCAAGCAAGAGCUGUCUUGUCACUCGGAUUCAGCAGCUCAAUGGAGAGUUUGUUGAGUUUACACUUUCAGUGGAGAGCACCGGGCAGGAAUGUUUGGAGGCAGUUGCCCAGAGACUUGAGUUAAGAGAGAUAACAUACUUCAGUCUGUGGUACUUCAACAAGCAGAACCAGCAGAGAUGGAUUGACUUGGAGAAGCCGCUGAAAAAGCAGCUGGACAAGUAUGGGCUGGAGCCCACCGUUUACUUUGGAGUCGUGUUUUACAUACCCAGUGUCACCCAACUGCAACAGGAGAUCACAAGAUAUCAGUAUUAUCUACAGCUGAAGAAGGACGUUCUGGAGGGCAGGAUCUCAUGCUCACUAGAACAAGCUGUACGUUUAGCUAGCCUGGCAGUGCAAGCUGACUUUGGAGACUUCAAUCGAUAUGAUUCCCAGGAGUUCCUCCAGAAAUUUGUGCUGUUCCCUAUUGAUUGGAUUCAGGAUGAGCGAGUGCUGGAAGAGGCUACUCAAAAAGUGGCUCUGCUUUAUCAGUCCUUCAGGGGUUUGUCAGCACCAGAGGCAGAGAUGUUGUACAUGCAGGAGGUGGAGAAAAUGGAGGGCUACGGCCAGGAAAGCUAUCAAGCCAAGGACAGCACAGGCACAGAUGUUACCCUUGGAUCCUGCCUUGACGGCAUCUUUGUCAAGCACAAAAAUGGAAGGCCGCUUAUUUUAUUUAGGUGGAAUGAAAUUAACAACAUGAGUCACAACAGGUCCUUCUUUGCCCUGGAGCUGGCCAACAGAGAGGAGAGUGUUCAGUUCCAGACUGAAGACAUGGAAACCUCCAAAUAUGUGUGCCGGAUGUGUCUGGCCAGACUCAAGUUUUAUAAGAUUAACAAGAGUAGCCUAGAGGAGUGUGACCCCCUGCCUUCUGAGGGCUCCCAGAAGUCCCUUCUCACUUUAUCCUUUCCUCGCUUUCCAAUGCUCUCUCGUCCUUCUCUGCCUUCUAAUAAGGGAAGCCAAGCGCAGCCCACCGUGGUAAACCCAGUCAGAAGGAGAUCCUCAACUAGAAUAUCUCUGCCAAAGCCUCAGGCCUACAUGAUGCCCCCUCCGCAAAUGCACUACAAUGGCCAUUUCACAGAGCCUUACACAUCAUCACAGGACAACUUGUACAUGAACAGUCAGAACGGUUAUUACUACCACUCUCAGACCAGCCUGGACUGCUCUCCUCUGGAAUACAACAGCGGUGGGCGAUUACGCAACGGCAGCGUCUACAGCGCCCACAGCACCAGCUCUCUAACCAAUCCUCAACACUACCUUCAGCCGUCACCCAUGUCCUCCAACCCCUCUAUCACCAGCGAUAUCACCAGGCCGGACUACGUCCCCUCGCAUCGUCACAGCGCUCUCAUCCCGCCCUCCUACCGCGCAACUCCUGAUUAUGAGACAGUGAUGCGUCAGAAGAACCGGGGAGUGGGAGGAGGGAUGGUUUUGUCUCAAGAGCAUCGGCAGAGCCACUCGAUGAGGAACCUAAACAUUGGAAACUCUUACGCCUAUAGCAGACCAGACCCUUUAGUUUACAGCCAGCCAGAGAUCAGGGGGGAACAUGGCGGAGCAGCCCAACACCACCACUAUCCUUUCCAUCUGGGCUCCAGCUUCCACAGCCCCUCUCCAUACCCCUAUCCCACAGAGAGGAGGUCUGUAGUGGGGGCGGUUAGUGUCCCUGAGCUCACUAAUGUCCAGUUACAACAAGCCCAAGAGUAUCCAGCCCCCAACAUCAUGAGAACACAAGUGUACCGACCACCUCCACCCUACCCAUACGCCCAUCCUCGGCCUGCAAACAGCACACCUGACCUGUCUCGUCACCUGUAUGUCAGCAGUAGCAACCCAGACCUGAUCAUCACGAGGCGUGUGCACCACUCAGUCCAGACUUUCCAGGAGGACAGUCUGCCUGUCGCUCACUCUUUACAGGAGGUGUCAGAGCCCCUUUUCAGCGGACCCCCGCACAGACACCCAUACCAUGCUCAGAAGCGUAACUCCAUUGAGAUUGCCGGAUUGGCUCAUAGUCUCGAGGGGAUGAGGGUCAAAGAGCGGACUGUGUCUUCUUCAGCAGCUGAAACUGCUACGCCCCCUCCAGUUUUGCGUGGCGGUCGCUCUCAGGGCUCACAGCUCAACGUGUUUUUGGAACGUACAAAGACAGAGGACAGGGACGACAUUAAGGACGUGCAGUAUGGACACAAAAAGUCCCUCUCAGAUGCCACCAUGCUGGUUCACAGUAGUGGUGAAGAAGAGGAGUUUGAGGACGAUAAUGAACGUCACACUCCACUUUCUCAGGACGCAAUCUCAGCCAUUGUUCCUGAGCAGGGACCCCAGCAGCAUCACAGUCUGACAUCUCUCUCUUCUCUACCGCCUCAGCAGCAGACUCCCAUUGAGCCUCCUCCUGCAUAUCCCAUAGGCUCCUCCCUUGACCCCUCUAUAACCGGCUCCCUGACGUACAAGGUUCACCCCCUGAUCCAGGAGGGUGAGCCUCUGUACAUGCUGUCAGAUUUACGACAGCCCAGGAUUAUGCCCUCGGUCUCAGAGGGAGACCUGAGUGGCCAAGCCAAGCAGAAGACUAAAACAGACUUCAAGAAGAGGCCUGUGUCUGAUGUGCCGCCUGCGAAGAAAACUGUGGAAGGCUUGCCCCCUCCGGGCAUGAAGAAAGGGGCUAGGUCAGAAGUGAAGAAGAUGGGCCCUCUGAAGGUGGCCAAGCUCAACGGCCUGUCAGUGUCCAGGCAACCAAUGCACGACGAGGUGAAGGAUGAGCCUGAACGAGCCUCUAAUGACGAGAGGUGUAAAUUGCUGGAACAGCACAUGGACAGGGGCGAGCUGUUAAAAGAGUACGAGAAAAUCCCAAAGCGUCCAGGAGGGGAAUACACCGUCGCCCAGCUGCCAGAGAGCGGAGACAAAAACCGCUUCCAAGAUGUCCUGCCUUAUGACAGCAACCGAGUGGAGCUGGUUCCCACUAAAGAGAACAACACAGGAUACAUCAAUGCAUCACAUAUUAGAAUAAUAGUAGGAGGACAGGAGUGGAGCUACAUUGCAACACAGGGUCCCAUGUCGAACACGUGUCAAGACUUCUGGCAGAUGGUGUGGGAGCAGGGCGUCUCCAUCAUCGCCAUGGUCACUGCUGAAGAGGAGAGUGGCCGAGAAAAGAGCUUCCGGUAUUGGCCAAGACUUGGCUCACGACACAACACGGUGACGUACGGGCGCUUCAAAAUCACCACCCGGUUCCGCACCGAGUCCGGCUGCUACGCCACCACAGGACUCAAGAUCAAACACCUCCUGACAGGCCAAGAGAGGACUGUCUGGCAUCUGCAGUACACAGACUGGCCUGAUCACGGCUGUCCUGAGGACUUCAAAGGCUUCCUCACCUACCUAGAGGAGAUCCAGUCUGUGAGGAGACACACAAACAGCAUCAGUGACCCAAAGAACACCAACCUACCUGUACUGGUCCACUGCAGUGCCGGAGUGGGAAGGACUGGAGUGGUCAUCCUAUCUGAGAUCAUGAUUGCCUGUCUAGAGCACAAUGAGCCACUGGAUGUCCCAGAGAUCCUAAGGAAGCUGCGUACUCAGCGGAUGAUGAUGGUUCAGACUUUGUCUCAGUACAAUUUCAUCUACAAGGUCCUCAUUGAGUACCUCCGCAACUCCAGGCUGAUCUGAGCACAGGCGUAUGUCCAGCCCGUCAACAUACACAGUCAUCACAGAUGAUUUCAGGGGUGGAAAUUGCUCCAGGUUUAUGCCAAACUGCACUGUGAUGAUGUAGCUGCAUAAAUCUGUUAAAUGUAGCAUUAAAAUGUGGUGGAUCCUCUUUUGGCCAAGUAUUAAGUCAGGCAAGGCUGAAGGAAAGAUUUGUGGAUAUACAAAAAAAAAAAAAAAAAGACGCAAUAUCACAUGAAGGAGCAUAAAGACUUAAAACCUGCCUCUAAAUAGUAUUAUAUUAUUUUUUACAUACAUUAUUGCUUAAUAAAGCCCAGCACUUUUACAGUACUUUGCUGUACAUAUUGAACCAAUGUUAAGCUGCAUUAAAAGAAAAAUCUUUAUCAUAGAUGUGUACUGAAAACAAUUGAUUUCUUUUCAUUUGACAAAGGACGCUUUUCAAAUGUGUAUGUUUUGAAUUGCAGUUGCUAUUGGUUCUGAUAAUGAAGGACUUUUCUAUAGUGAUGAAGUGAACAAAAGCUGAGAAAUAGUUUCAUAUGAAGGUUUGAUUAUGGAGCCAAGAGUUGAAGAAUGCAGUUCAAUUCAGGUGUCUGCAUGUAAAAUAGUCAAGAGUGUGCUUUUCCUGUCGUUCCGAAAAAUCCUUACUGCCCGCAAAACGUGUUCAACUAUGACAAACCACCUGUUGAAACAAAGAGGGGUGGGAGAUGAUGGAUUGGGCUUUGUAAAACACUGGUUUUAUGGGAAGUAGAAAUGCACGGGUUUGAAAAAUCUGUUGUUGACAUGUGAGGGAAGAGAAAGUCACAGCAGGUCUUUUGGGUUGAGAGUAAAACUGGAAAAUUCAUUUUAUACUCAUUUAUUUUUCAUUACUUUUUUAUCAUGAGAACUGUUAAAGAUUUCAACCAGAGUGCUGUAUUUGAGCGAUAUACUUUAAAGUCUAUUUUUGAGACAUAGUGUUUAAAUAUCAGCAUUGUUUAGUUGAAAAAAUGUUUUUGUUUGUUUUUGCAUAAUAUGAAGGCAAUUUAGACAUUUUUCUCAUUCAGUGUCAUUUAUUGUAGUAAUAUGUUAUUAAUCCCAUUUGAUACAUUUGAAAAACAUCCCUGCAAGAAAACACAAGGAUUGCAAAUUAUAAUAUUCAUGAAUUCAGCUUACAUCCCUAAAGUCAUGACAGAUGAGCCUUCAUUUUAAUGUAAAUGCACAAAACAGAGACUGUUAAAAGAAACAGGAGGCCAUGUAACUAACAGUUGCAGGCAGUGUGUUGGGUUUUACAUCACCCCUGCUGGCUGUGACGCUCAGUAUUAAUGUGAGGCAGACAGUCUGAGGGACAGACUAUCUCCAGUUUCAGUAUUCUGGCUGCCACGCUUGUUUUCACUCCAGUGAGAAAUCUCCCCUCUGCUGUUACAAACGGCCACUUGACUAUUAAUGAAGAGUCGACUGGAGUCGGACACAGAACGUGUCUAUUUCCUGCUGCAGCUAUAAGUAGAAUUGAAUGACGUGAAUCUGUACAGAAACGAUGCUUACAAGCCCUUGCAGAGUUUACAUGAAGUGAAAUGUUUUUUUUUUUUUUUAUAUAUAUAUAUAAACUGCAGAUUUGCAAUUCAUAGCGCCAACUUAAUUUAUAAUGUGGCCAAAGUGAAGAGAUUGUCCCUAAUUUUUCUUAUUUUUGUUGACAAGUUUUUGGUGUCAAAGACGCAUAGGCAGUGAUCUUACAUAACUGGAGAAAAAUACAUCUGAAGUGAUUGUGAGAUAUCUUAACUGGAUUUUUUUUUUUUUUUUAAACACCCAACUUUUUUUUUUGCUUGAGAUUUUGUGUUUUUUGGUUUUAAGAUACUGGUUGAGUCUUAGUUUGGUGACUGAAAAGUGAUUUUUGUGGCCAAGGUGUAACUCUUUUGUCCAUGUACAGGUAUGUUGUUCAUAAUGUACACAAUGUAAAAUUCUGCUUUAAUGAAUAUUGGUUAUUGUACAAACUAUGUAUAAACUGUAUCUAUUGAAAAAAGGUAUGCCAUUGGAAAAAUACACAAUUGUAGAAAAUCUUUACAGCCAAGAAUAAAUAUUUGGAAAUAACUGUCA